Messenger RNA from Cryptomeria japonica (Japanese cedar), 665 nucleotides. Its product is annotated as protein PXR1-like. Lineage: Eukaryota; Viridiplantae; Streptophyta; Pinopsida; Cupressales; Cupressaceae. Bases 6 to 665 code for a protein of 219 amino acids. The transcript has 2 exons. The record is from RefSeq and is a predicted model, not a curated record.
ACAGCAUGGCGGCUUCUUCAGAGAAAACCGCGCCAUCAAAUAAUAGGCAGGGCGGAGGGAACAAUGAAAUUGUUGAGGUUUUUUCAAUACCCAUUUCAACGAAGAAGCGCAAGAGAGGAGAGGAGUCGAAAAAUGAGAGGCAUACAAGUAGCAAAGGCAAGGAGAAACAAGAAAAACCUACACCCGCCUCCGCUGCAAAGAAAGUCAGAUUCCAGGAGGAGGUAACAACUGAGACCAAAGAAAUUGAUGAAAGGGAAAACAGCAUUUUGAAAAGGAGAAAAGAGAGCAGUCUGGUGGAGAAUGAUAAAAAAAAAGAUGAAGGGAAAGAAAAACACUCAAGUGUUGAGGUGCUGGAUCACAUUCACACCAAGAAUAUGAUUGAGGGGUGUGUGAAAUCUAUGAUAAGUGAAGCAAAACAAGAAUUUGGGAAAGAGAACAAGAGUAUUAUGGAUGCCUUUCAAAAUAAGGCGAGACAAGGAAAUGAGAAGCGCAAAGGGUCAGCCUCUUACAAGCACAGGGCUGAUAUGUUUGAUAGUUUACCUUGUUCUCAUUACAUAAGAAGCGAUAUGUUGGAAGCCCCACUGAGUGAUUUUGAAAUUGAAGAACUAAACGAGACGUACGCUUUGUGCAAGAGUAUGAGGUCGAGUUGGUGCAAGAGACUUUAA